Molecule: messenger RNA, 1929 nt
Organism: Rubroshorea leprosula
Lineage: Eukaryota; Viridiplantae; Streptophyta; Magnoliopsida; Malvales; Dipterocarpaceae
Source: the annotation of a GenBank genome assembly
CUUAUCUAUGCUCCCCACCCAAAUAAUCCAUAUUCCUCAUGCUAGAUUAGUUCCUCAUUAGAAAACUGUCCCAUUCUAAAUUUCCAAUCAUAUUUUUUCAUGGUUGGGGUCUAACAUAAUGUCACAGCGGUUCUUGUUUCUGCUGGGGUAAUUUGGUUGAUGAUGAACCAGAAGUAAAUGGGGAAUUCUUCAUUGUCGUGCUGCUUUAGACUUUGGCAUGAGAAGUAGUUGUUAUGUCACCAUCAUGUAUUGCUAAUGAAGAAAUAGUAUAUUACAUGAAUGUCCUUGUUGGCCCACUUUGUCCCCAUAGCAUUUCUACGAUUGGAUCUAUCUUGCAAUUUCAAGCUUUCAUGAAUGCAUCAUGUAACAUAGAUUCUUGUGUUAUCCUACUAUAGGAAAAUUCUCCCCACCAAAAUUCAGUCGUUAUAUGGUGCUUUGUUUUAAUCUUGCCAAUUUUCACAGCACACAUUUUACUGAAACAUUAAUACUGAAUUCUGCAUAUACCCUUGAGACAUUGAUUUUGUAAUUAGUGAUGCAGUUUACAUUAUAAAUUGAAUUUGCAAAUGAGGCCUCCUUUACAUUUUUACUAUAUUGGAUUUCAUCAUGUGGAUUGCUUUAUAUCAUUCUUUGUAUCUAUCUUGCUAAUAUUUUAUGCUAUAUAUAUAUUAAUUAAUUCUGAAAUGCUGUGUGCUGAGUUUCUAAACCAAGUGGUAGCAAGGAGAGGCUGCCUCAUUAUUGUUUGCUAUAUCUAAGACAACUUGACAUAUCCACCCAUGCUCCACAUUUCUUAUUGCAUAAGGGUUUCUUUAUUUAUUUAAGGCAUUUAUCUCCGUUCAUCGUACCCAAGACAUGCUUGUCAUAUGCUUCUUCUUGUCAGGCAUGAUUGAAGUUGGUCUGUCCAGCCAUAAAAAGAAUGGAGUCUUUUCUGGAAGACAAUGCUCAAUUGAACCCUAGUUUUUGUACCAUUGAGUGUCAGUCUCUUGCUCUAAUUGUUUUGUCUGUUUGUGUUGUGUGCAUGAAAAGCUUAUGUGAAAGCAAAUGUAAUUUGUUUCUCAAUUAUUGAUGGAUGGUACUUCUAGUUUGAUCGUUUUAGUACAAAUUCUACUUUAAAUCUGUAAUGAACACUCUUGUCUUGAUUAACUUUGAUGCAUAUUGUAUGUGGGUGGUGGUACUACUAGUUAAAACUCAAAAGUGCUCCUGUAAUUAGGGUUUUGAUGGUUCCUAUAGGUGAUUUGAAGAUGUCUAAAGUCUGCCACUGCAGAAUUAUAGUUUUGAUGAUGUGUUUCUGUAUGUGGUUACUGUGAUAGCUAUUUGGCUUUUUAGUUCAUAACACUAGCAAAUCAUGUGGAAUUAUUAUGUAAAUGAAUCAUAGCUCCCUUUAUCUCUCUCAAUAGGAGUACCUAUGGUCCUGGUUGUAGCUUUUUAGAAGUAAACAGUUUCAAUUGAGGGUUUUUUUAUUUUUAUUUUUUUAAUAUAUAAUUUAAUAAACGUAUUCUAUAUGGCAGCCAGGUUUAUGUACAAAAACACUCUUAUUGAGAAUCAAAAGCAUGCUUAAAAUAUAAAACAAAAAAGAUUCGACUUUGACCAACUUUGUGAUCCAUAUUAUACUAGUAGAGUAGAGAAGCUGGUUAUGAAACUGUGUCAAUGGAAAGGACAGCAGCUGCCAUUUUUAACUUUAUACAGAAGAAUAAGCUGGCGAUUCUUCUUGUAAGUGGUGCUCAAUCGGUGGUGUUUAAAGCAGCCUUUGAUUUUUGAUCUGUUUCAUGGCGAAACGAGGGGGUGACAAGACAAACCCCUCUCAAUUUCAUUUCAUGUCAUAAAUUUACAAAACAAAAGCCUCUCAUUUUCCAAUGUGACAGUUUCCUCAAAUGGUUUUUUCCUCUCUAUUGAGAUAUGGCAAUUGUUGUACAGGACAAUGGGUUGAUCUGG